AUGUCGCUUAACUCGGUAGCGGAAGAGUACUUUAGUACGAUGAACCCGAUCGCAACUAAAAUUCAUGAAGAUAUUGUAGAAACACGGAAUACCUUUGAGCAUAUUUGGAAUACGCUUUCGGAAAAAGAAAAGUCGGAAAUAAUCAACGAGUCGAUUAUAAAACCGGAUAUAGCACUCAAGUACGCUCUAUUAGACAGUUUAGAUUUCGAUAUAAAUGAUCCACCAGUUCAUAAGGAUGACCUUAUGUCUUUCUUCGGCCGCGAUCACGCACAGAAAGUGGUACAAGAUGAAAACGGGUCCUACAGGGACGAAUACUCGGCACCAUUUCUUUACCAGACGAAGAGUCAGCUAAAUCUCUGUAUAGAGAGUCGAAAAUCGAAGGAAGAGCCCCCUUCACCACCUGUUAUGUCGGAAUUGGUAAUAUCGCAUUCCAAAGUGGUAAAUGAAUUAAAGAACGCGUUAAAGAAUCAUGAAGUAUCGAGAUAUAAAGACUCGAAUAGGGAGAUCGUAUCUCCUACCAGCUUUAUUACGAAAUUUAUUGGAAAUUUCAAAGGGAAAGAUGAAGAGAAGGAGUGCUUGGUUGAAAAUAAUCAAACGCAGAUUGUAGAUUUUCGGAAUUAUAAGAGUCAAGACAAUUAUAGAGGCAGUAUUGCUAAGUCUAAUGGCGAUCUCUCAGAAGAAAACCGCGGUCUUCUGUCAAGCCAGGCAUCGUCAAACACGGACUUCCAUUCGACUGAAACACUCACAGACUCUACAGUGCCAAAGACAGGUUUCGACUUUUUGGAUAACUGGUAA
Messenger RNA from Pieris macdunnoughi, 795 nucleotides. Lineage: Eukaryota; Metazoa; Arthropoda; Insecta; Lepidoptera; Pieridae. The record is from the annotation of a GenBank genome assembly.